AUGUCUAACAUAUUUUGUGAAAAUCAGAGGUUUCUGCAAAGUGUAAAUGGCGCUAGAAACUUUGCUUACAUACAGCAACAAGUUGAUCUUAAUAAUAAUUAUAAAGACACAGAUUUGCAUAACGGAAAUAUUGGAAAUAAUGUAACGACAACGCAAACCAAUGACUUGACAUGCGAUCACCAAGAUAUAAAUGAUAUUAACCAAGUUAAUAAUAAUAUCAACAAUAAUUAUAGAGAUACAGAUUUACAUAAUGAAAAUAUUGAAAACAAUGUAACGACAACGCAAGCAAAUAGCUUGUUAUGCGAUCACCAAGAUAUGAAUGAUAAUCACCAAGAUAAUCAUAUCAACAAUAAUUAUGAGGACACAGAUUUGCAUAAUAAUAAUAUUGAUGACAAUCACCAAGUUACUCGAUUACAGCAUGUUGAUUCCCAUCAUAUUCAACAUCAACAAUGA
Messenger RNA from Rhizophagus irregularis DAOM 181602=DAOM 197198, 453 nucleotides. RefSeq lists its product as uncharacterized. Lineage: Eukaryota; Fungi; Glomeromycota; Glomeromycetes; Glomerales; Glomeraceae. The record is from RefSeq and is a predicted model, not a curated record.